CUUCAAUUAAAAAAAAUUUACUGCUAACCUCUUAUUUUUCUGAGUGACAAUGUUAUGUAGAAGUUCUGCCAAACAUCAACGACCAAAGUCUCCCAGGGUCCAACCCCCAAACUUUGACUGCUGUCAUGCAACAUCACUCAGCCGCCACUAAACGCUGCCGUUCCUAAUCAACAAUUCAUAUCCACAAUCAACAUUCACUAAAUAUCUCGAACAAAUUCACAAUUCACACCGGAAGUUCUCUUCUCGACGGCGAAAACAACCGCCCGCCGCCGUUCUUGAUCCUCCUCAACCAUAGAAAGCACCCAUGUUUCAUUAAAGUUUCCAUAUUUCAUAGGUUCAUUUCCAUUAAUUUCUUCAGAACGAAAACAGAGCAAAACAGGGGAGAAUGAAGCUUGAUCUACUCUCAAUUGCGGUUUUGAUGUCACUUUCUUUCUCUCCAGUUUCAGCUAGUUUCUUUCCCAGUAUCACAUCCAUUCCUCGGUCGCUCCCAAAGGCCACCGCUGGGGCUUGGGACGUUUUCCACAAUUUCACCGGCUGCCAUUCUGGACAAAAAGUUAAUGGGUUGUCCAAGCUCAAGAAGUACUUCGGCCGGUUCGGUUACAUCCCAGACGUCGGUGCCAACUGCACCGACGAUUUCGAUAAUGCCCUCGAGGCCGCCCUCAGAACGUACCAGAAAAACUUCAAUCUCAGCGUCACCGGUCAGCUCGACGACCAGACGCUUCAGCAGAUAAUGCGGCCCAGAUGCGGGAACGCCGAUAUAGUCAACGGAACGACCUCCAUGAAUUCCGGUAAAAUGUCGUCGGCGCGUUUACAUACCACGGCUCAUUACUCUUUCUUCCCUGGGACCCCCCGUUGGCCCGACGGCGAGCGCGACCUAACGUACGCGUUUUUUGAUAAUUUGACCGACGACGUUAAGAGCGUGUUCUCACGGGCCUUCAAUAGAUGGGCGGCGGUGACGCCCUUGACGUUCACUCUGGUGGAUUCCUUAGUAUCGGCCGAUAUCAGAAUUGGGUUUUUCGAGGGAGAUCACGGUGACGGCCAACCGUUUGAUGGGGCUUUGGGGACUCUCGCCCACGCGUUUGCUCCACCAGCUGGACGGUUCCACUUGGACGCCGCCGAAAACUGGUUGGUGACUGAUAAUGGCAGCACGUUGGCGCAGUCUUCAGCCUUCGACCUGGAGUCCGUGGCGGUACAUGAGAUUGGGCAUUUGUUGGGGUUGGGACAUUCAUCGGUGAAAGGAUCCAUCAUGUACCCCACCAUUUCUUCCGGUGUCAGAAAAGUCGAAUUGGCGAACGACGAUAUACGCGGGAUCCAGGAAUUGUACGGCAGAAAAAUCAAUUCCAACGGUACGACCACCGCCUCCGCUGGGGAGACGGACGCUAGUGAGAACAGUGCUGCUCACUAUGGAGGGGGUUCACGGUGGUUCCUUGGUGUGUUAUUAGCCGUUGGAUUUGGGUUGUUGGAUUUGUAGUCGUAGAUCGUCUAAUCAGAGAAAAUUUCGAUUCUUUUUGGGCCAUUGUUUCUCUUUAAAUGCGAUUUAUUAGAUGGAGCCCAUAUAUUUAUUUAUUUUGAACAUGUGAGCCCAUUUAUAAACAUAAAAAGCUUGA
Messenger RNA from Rubroshorea leprosula, 1607 nucleotides. The record is from the annotation of a GenBank genome assembly. Lineage: Eukaryota; Viridiplantae; Streptophyta; Magnoliopsida; Malvales; Dipterocarpaceae.